This is a messenger RNA of Mirounga angustirostris (Northern elephant seal), 2416 nucleotides long. Its product is annotated as vomeronasal type-1 receptor 4-like. Gene Ontology annotation, biological process: G protein-coupled receptor signaling pathway. Lineage: Eukaryota; Metazoa; Chordata; Mammalia; Carnivora; Phocidae. The record is from RefSeq and is a predicted model, not a curated record. Gene Ontology annotation, molecular function: pheromone receptor activity. Gene Ontology annotation, cellular component: membrane.
AACAGUUUUUUAAGUAAAUUUGGAUGCAAACUUCUUUUGUAUGUUCAGAGAGUGAGCAGGGGAGUAUCUCUUAGCAGCACCUGCCUCUUGAGUGUGUUCCAGACCAUCAGGAUCAGCCCCAUGAACUCCUUUUGGAAGGAUCUUAAAGUCAAAGCCCCAAAGUAUGUUGGCUUCUCCAUCUCCUUCUGCUGGGUCAUGUACAUGUUUGUAAAUUUAAUUUUUCAUGUGUAUGUGUUUUAUGUGUCUGAUAAACGGAACGUGAAAAACAUCACAGACGAAGGAAAUUUAUGGUACUGUUUUACUAUAGAUCAUGAGACAGUCACAGCCCCGCUCUAUGCACUGUUGAUAAUAUUCUCUGAAGUUUCAUUUUCUGGGCUCAUGAUCUGGGCCAGUGGCUCCAUGGUUUUCAUCCUGCACAGGCACAGGCAGUGGGGCCAACACAUUCACAGGACUAAUAAUGUCUCCCCAGAUCGUGCUGAGUCCAGAGCCACCCAGAGCAUCCUUAUCCUGGUGACCACCUUUGUGUCUUUUUACUUACUCUCCUCCAUCUUUCAUGCUUGUAUUGGUCUUUUUUAUAAUCCCAGAUGGUUGCUGGUGAAUACUGUUGUGGUGAUUUCUGUGUGUUUUCCAGCUGUCAGCCCCUUCCUGCUCAUGAGUCAAGACUCUACUAUACCCAGGCUCUGCUUUUCCUGGAUAAGGAACAUAAAAUCCUUUAAUCAUACCAGGAAAAAUAAAUUGUAUGUUUUUGUACAGUAUCCUGUUGUUAAUUCAUUUCCCAUUCUGGAAAAGUCAACAAUGAAUGUAAGGAGAAGCCACAUACCAUUCAAAGGAGGACACUGAUGCGCAUUGGCGUUUCAUCGGCCGCUUCAGUAUGGGACACACGUAGGCAGAAUGGAGGUGAAUACAGCAGCUUGGCCUCAUUCUGAUACCUGUCAUCCUGAAAACAGUAGUUUCAUCAAAUGCUUUUUGAGUGAAAUUGAGUGGAUUUGGUGCUAGCUCCACAGUGAGAUGAACCAGAGUGGUUUCCCAGGAGUGUACUCAGGGGCAUAUCAGGUAAGCGUGAAUACAGUAGUGAGGGGUGGAUAUUGUUGGGGGCAAUUCUGCCUGGAUUCCUAUGCAUGUGCAGGUCUUUCAGGCAAUGGCAUGGGCAGCUUUUAUUGUAGACUGUAGUUCAUAGAUGUUCUAUAGGAAAAAGCCUUAGAUCAUAGGGAGACUGUCACGUUUGGGGCAGAGGACAGAUUUGUUUGCUGUACAGGGAACAACAGACUCUAGCUAAGGAAUAGCAACACCUAAGGCAACAAGAAUUUUAGAAGUUCAGGGAAGAAGUUAAGGCUGAGAGGUCCCCUGAUCCUUAGCUUACAUUAAGAGAAGACCUAAGACAUGGUGGAAACCUUUCAGAAGUUAAAUGGGGAUCAGGAGCCACUACGGGCUCCAGUAACCACACCAUGGUCUCCUCCACCAUGAAUGCUGGUUGCCAAUGUAGUAGGAAAGUCAUUUUUAACAAGCUGUUUUUUGGGGUUUUUUUUAAGAUUUUAUUUACUUAUUAGGACACAAGCAGGGGGGCGGCAGAGGGAGAGGGAGAAGCGGACUCCCCACUGAGUGGGGCACUUGAUGCAGGGCUUGAUCCCAGGAUCCCAAGAUCAUGACCUGAGCCGAAGGCAGACACUUAACUGACUGAGCCAUCCAGGCGGCCCACAAGCUGUUUUGAUGGUGAGUUGAAGCUAAAUUUGGAGGUAGAGUCCCAGCACCAGUUUCAAAGUGGUUCCACUACAGUGCCCUCCUCAGCAACUUGGCUUUUAGUGUUUCGCUGGCUCAUCUCCAGACUGUAUUUGGUGGAAAUCUGUUAGCAUCCCAGGUGUUGUUAGAGCCCUGUGGAGGGCUGAGGGAACACCCCUUGUAGUUGGACCCCAAUACCCCAAAGCUGUAGGUUCCAAAGGUCCACGAUAAGAAUUCAGCCCCAACUGAAGGGACAGAUGAUUGUACAAGAUUGAAAUCAGGAUGAUAUUAAGGACAGAAUGCAGAACUAGAAUCUCCCAUUCCAGAGGGAAGAGUUCCCAUCAUCCUUUCAAACAUAAAGCAGAAAUAUUUGUGCACAAAAUAAUCCAUUCCUGCCAUGGAAAGGGCAAGCUCAGGCAUAUAUAUCAGUGACUUCACUCCAGGAGAGCAAAGACUGGAAAUUCCUUUUCCAAAAGCCACAUAAGAAUCAGCUUCUGAAAAAGUCUGAAUCCACUUACAGCCAGAGCUCUCAUUGUGAACAGUAGGGAUAGUGAAACCUGGGAGAGCCAGACAGACCUUGGCCCAAUCCUAGGAAAGAAGCGAGUGCACACAUGAACUGCAAGCAUUGGAGGAGGUCAGCUCAGCAGUGGCCCCAGGACAAGGGAGAGGCCAUGGACGGACUCAUUAGUGACCAGAAGCC